GAGAGCAUCCUCGCUCCAGCGCUGGGAGGGUGGGAGGCAGGCAGGCAGGCAAGGGAGGGAGCGGCUGGCAAGCAGCGCAGCCCUGGGAGACUGCCCGGAUCGCAGGCAGCAAAGGGCGCCGCCAUGCAAGCCUGAAUGCCCCCCACCCACCCCCAAAGACCGCUCUCUCUCUAUCUAGAUAGGCACCUUCCCUUUUCUCCUUAGCCUGCUUUCUCCCGCGCCCCUCCCUUUCCCCGAGGAAACAUCUGGACCCCCAUCGCUCCCCGCCCACCUCCCCGCGCAAGGACCGCAAGGACACUACCCGGCGGAGAGAGGCGGGCGGCGGCGGAGGAGGAGGAGUGGUGAGCCGGAGGAGGGGUGGGGGGGACCGGGCGGAGGGUCCCCCCCGAAAGGAGACCAUGUGCUGAGCGGCUCCCAUCCUUGGCAGUGCAGCCAGUGAUGGUGCCCAGCGCCCCCGACGAUGCCCCAGAGCCCCGAAUCAAGUGCGGAGGAGGAGGAGCACCUCUCCCAGUGCCCCGAGGGGGAGUCGGGCUCGGAGACCUCCCACGAGGGGCCCAGCCCGCCGGCCAGCCCCGCUAACCCUGACCACAGUCGCUCCAUGUCGGUACCCGAGGACGCACACUUCAGUAUGAUGGUCUUCCGAAUUGGCAUUCCUGACCUGCACCAGACGAAAUGCCUUCGUUUCAACCCUGAUGCGGCCAUCUGGGUGGCAAAGCAACAGAUCCUCUGCACUCUCAAUGAAAGCCUCAAGGACGUGCUGAACUAUGGGCUUUUCCAGCCAGCCACCAAUGGGCGGGAUGCCAAAUUCCUGGACGAAGAGCGCCUAUUGCGCGAGUACCCACAGAGUUUCGAGAAGGGAGUGCCCUACCUGGAGUUCCGCUACAAGACCCGAGUUUACAAGCAGACCAACCUGGAUGAGAAGCAGCUGGCAAAACUCCACACUAAGACGGGAUUGAAGAAGUUCCUGGAGUACGUUCAGCAUGGAUCGGCCGAGAAAGUGGCACGGCUCCUGGACAAAGGGCUGGAUCCCAACUACCACGAUUCUGACACUGGCGAGACGCCUUUGACAUUAGCUGCCCAGCUGGAUGGCACCAUCGACGUGAUCCGGCUGCUAUGCCUUGGCGGUGCCCACAUAGACUUCCGGGCGAAAGAUGGAGCCACAGCACUACACAAAGCUGUGUGCUCCCACCACUACCCAGCCCUGAUGGCACUCUUGGACCUGGGAGGCUCACCCAAUUACAAGGACCGCCGCGGGCUGACUCCGCUCUACCACACAGCCAUGGUUGGAGGUGACCCGCGCUGCUGCGAGCUUCUGCUCUACAACCGAGCGCACAUUGGUGCCACUGAUGAGAAUGGCUGGCAAGAGAUACACCAGGCCUGCCAGCACGGACACUCACAACACUUGGAGCACUUGCUGUUCUACGGCGCCGAGCCUGGGGCACAGAAUGCAUCCGGAAACACGGCGCUACACAUCUGCGCACUCUACAACAAGGAGAGCUGUGCUCGCAUCCUGCUAUACCGGGGAGCCAACAAAGAGAUCAAGAACAACCAUGGUCAGACUGCCUUCCAGGUUGCGGUCAUUACAGGGAAUUUUGAGCUGGGAGAGCUGAUCAAGAGCCACCGGGACUCAGAUGUUGUCCCUUUCCAGGAGACCCCGCAAUACGUCAGCCGGCGUCGGGACGGCUCCCAGAGCCUGGCGGUGCCGCACACUUUGCUGCGAGCCAACAGCGACACCAGCAUGAACCUCCCGGACUGGAUGCUUUAUGCCCCGCCGUCCACUCCGUCUUCCACUGUGGCUGUGCAGAGCCAGAAGAUCACCACGGGAACCCUGCGCAGCUCCAGCAGUCCCCGUGGCGCUCGCAGCCGCUCUCCGUCACGCGGGCGCCACACGGACGAGGCUAAGAAGCAGCGCGGUCGACCCAGCUCCAGUGGCUACCAGAAGGAGUCUGCUGGGGGAAGCACGCUGAGUAGCCGGGGAGUGAAGCGGAAACUCUAUUCGGCUGUGCCUGGUCGCACGUUCAUGGCUGUGAAACCGUACCAGGUCCAGGCCGAGGGUGAGCUCUCCAUCAGCAAGGGCGAGAAGAUCAAGGUGCUGAGUGUUGGGGAAGGAGGCUUCUGGGAGGGACAGGUAAAGGGCCGUGUGGGCUGGUUCCCAUCGGACUGCGUGGAGGAAGUACCCAAUAAAUCACAGGAAGGGAAGCAAGAGAGCCGCAGUGACAAAGCCAAGCGACUCUUCAGGCACUACACGGUUGGCUCCUAUGACAGUUUUGAUGCCCCCAGUGACUACAUCAUUAAAGAGAAGACAGUGCUGCUGCAGAAGAAGGACAACGAAGGAUUUGGCUUUGUGCUAAGAGGGGCCAAGGCGCAGACCCCAAUUGAGGAGUUCACACCCACCCCUGCUUUCCCUGCGCUGCAGUACCUGGAGUCAGUGGAUGAAGGGGGUGUGGCCUGGCAGGCUGGUCUCCGUAUGGGGGACUUCCUCAUUGAGGUCAAUGGACAGAACGUAGUGAAGGUUGGACACCGGCAGGUCGUCAACAUGAUUCGGCAGGGCGGGAACAACUUGAUGGUGAAGGUUGUCAUGGUGACGCGGAAUCCGGAGAUGGAAGAGGCCAUGAAGAAGAAAGCUGCACCACAGCAGACAAGACGAUUGCCACCUCCAGCCAUCUCCUUGCGCUCCAAAUCCAUGACAUCUGAGUUGGAAGAAAUGGUCUCCCCCUGGAAGAAGAAAACAGAUUAUGAGCCGGCGAUGGGCACUGAUAAGAAGCGGACUGUCUAUCAGAUGGCUCUGAACAAAUUGGACGAGAUCCUUGCAGCAGCUCAACAGACAAUCAACGUGGGGGAUGGAUGUGGCAGCGGAGGGCUUCCUUCCUUGGGGAAAUCUCGGGGCGCUGCCAAGAACUAUUUCUCUGCUGAGCCCAGUUUUGAACAGCACCGCCUGAGUCAGGCCAGUUACGAGCGCCCAUCCUACCUGCCAGCCAGUCACCCCCCAGGCAUGAUGCUCCGCCAGAAGUCUAUUGGUGCCGCUGAGGAUGACAAGCCCUACCUCACUCCCCCUGCCAUGAAGUUCAGCCGCAGCCUUUCAGUCCCCGGUUCUGACGACAUCCCCCCGCCUCCAACCACCUCCCCUCCAGACCCCCCAUACAGCAGCACCACGCCCUCGGCCUCCGGGCGUGCCACACCCUUGGCCCGUUCCACCUUCAACCCCAGCAGCGAGGCCAAGCUCUACUCAGCUUCCCUGCACCAGGAACCGUCUUACGAGCCGCGCUCCCGCGACAAAAUGUCCCUCUACCGCCAGGAGUCCGAGGCGGGGGCCGAGGGGUCGACUGCCCGCGGCUGGCGGGGCCACACCCCAGACCUGCGCUACUACAACCUGCCGCCGCGGGCCACCAACACCGCCAUGUAUGUCCCCACCAAGCCCAUGCGGCGGAAGGGGCCGCUUGUCAAGCAGACCAAAGUGGAAGACGAGCAGCGCCAGCAGCAGGGAGCCUCUGCCUCUCAGGCGCAGCCGUUGCCUCUGCAGCCCCAGAUGCCUGCCCCACCGGAAAAGAGCUCCAUCCCCAUCCCUACCAUCAUAAUCAAAGCCCCCUCGACCAGCAGCAGCGGACGCAGCAGCCAGGGGAGCAGCAUGGAGGCUGAGAGCCAGCCAGAGACAGCGGUGCCUGUGCCCUCGCUCCAGCUCCACAACAGCAUGGAUUUCACCAGCCAGUUUGGGGCGGCCCUGGUUGGGGCCGCCCGGCGGGACCGCGAGUGGUACAGCGAGGCUCGCCGCAAGUCUGCCCUCUUCCUCUCCACCGAGCAGCCGGACGACGACUCUCAACAGACGCCCAUGCCCCGUCUCCGCCACUCCAAAUCCAUCGACGAAGGCAUGUUCUCCAGCGAGCCGUACAUCCAGCUCAACAUGGCUCCCUGUUUUGGCAGCGGCGCCGGCGGCGGGAGCAGCUCCGGUUACCUCCCGCCUCGAGCCGCGAAAACGUACGGAGCCAGCACCACCAGCGCCUUCACUUCCGUGUGCUCCAGUUUCCUGCCGCAGUUACAGGCCCACUCGACGCCUCUCAUUCACCCGCUGACGGGCAAGAUUUUAGACCCUGGAUCCCCCUUGGGACUGGCCCUGGUGGCCCGUGAGCGGGCCUUGAAGGAGUCCCAGUCCCAGCAAGAGAGCCGAGAUGACAGGCAUUCGCGCCCGUCCUCGCCUCGGUUCGGAGAGGCUCCCAAAACCCCAGAGUCUCCCGGAAGCUCCAUCCUGCGGCUCUGGGGGACGCCAGAGCAGCAGCAGCACCAUCACCACCACCACCACCACCAGCGCCCGGCAUCACCACGGAAGGAGCCAGAGAGCCCCCGGCACCCCUCUCCCGAGCAGCAGCAGCAGCAGCAUCCUCCAUCCUCGGCCAAAGGCGCGCCGUGGGAGAAGCGGCCCGAGGAAGGGGAGAAGCUGGAGCUGCAUGUGCGCUUCAUGGAGAACUGCCGCCCAACCGAGGAGGAGGAAGGGGGCCAGGAGAGUGGGAAAGCUGAGGUGGCCACUGCCCCCGCGGAACGCGUGGCCGAGGAAAACGGGCUCCCGUUGCUGGUGCUGCCCCCUCCCGCCCCGUCCAUUGAUGUGGAUGACGAAUUUGUGUUCACCGAGCCGCUCCCGCCGCCCCUCGAGUUCUCCAACAGUUUUGACAAGCCCGAGUCGCCCCCCAAAGCCACCAACGAAGUCCCUGCUGCAAUGACCCCUCCGGCCGCGCCCCCUGCUCCAGCCGCCUUGGACUCCACGGCAUCCAGCUUGACGUCCUACGACAGCGAGGUGGCCACCCUGACCCAAGCCGGCACAGCGGAAACCAAGGAAGCCCCUCACGUCAACUUCUCUUCCGUCGUGUCCUCCAUCGCCAUCCCUCCUGCCGAGGCCCCCGAAGCCGUGACGGACUCGGGGAUCGAGGAGGUGGACAGCCGCAGCAGCAGCGACCACCACCUGGAGACCAUCAGCAGCGUUUCGACUCUGUCCAGCAUGUCUGGGGAAGGCACCGAACUCUUGGACACCUACAUCACCUAUUUGGACGGGCAGGCUUUUGGGGGAAGCAGCGGCAGCGGAGGAGGCAGCAGCAGCAGCGGUGGCGGCGGAGGCAGCACAGAGAAGAGCCCCCUGCAGACCAAGCUCCGCUCGCGGCCAUUCCCCGGUCGCUUGCCAGUGGCAACCCCCACCAGCUCCACCAUCUCGGUUUCUGCAUGUACUGAGAACAUGUUUGCCCUCACGCCCGCUCCGCCCUACCACCAGCAGCCGGCCGCUGCCGAGCCGGGCAAGGAGCUGCAGCGGAAAUCCCCGACGCUGCCAUGGGAGGAAGCCAAGGCCUCCCCCAUGUCCACCAUGAAGGCCAGCAUCAUCAGCGAGCUGAGCACCAAGCUGCAGCAAAUGGGCGGGGUGUCGUGGUCCCGUCCGCCCGACUCGGUGGCUUCUUUCGGUUCAGAGAGGCCCAGCUCCUUGCAGAGGCAAAGGCUCCCAGAUGAGACGUCCCCAUCACUGAUUUCCUCCAAGCCCGUAAGCAGCCUUUUCCAUAACUGGCCUAAGUCCCCCCAGGGCAAGCACCCCAAAAGCGUGGAGUUUGACAUCCGCCCGGCCCUGCGGCGCGCCCCGAGUCCAGCUGCCCUGCCCAGUGAGCACAAGAUUAGCCCUGCCCCCAGGCCGUCCUCCCUCCCUAUCCUGCCUUCUGUGCCCAUAUACACCGGCGUCUUCGAUCUCCGCGGCUCGCCCACUUCUGGGGGCGAGCACCCUUUCCCCGGCUUCCCCUCGGGCAGCCGCUCUUUGUCUCCCACCCACUUCCUGCUGCCGGCCACGGACAAGCCGUUUGGCUCCAAGCCACUGCCUUUCUGGACCAAGUACGACGUGGCCGACUGGCUGGAGUACCUGAAGCUGGGCGAGCACCGCGAUCGGUUCCUGGACAACGAAAUCGACGGCUCUCACCUGCCGUCCCUCACCAAGGAAGAUUUCAUUGACCUGGGCGUGACGCGAGUCGGGCACCGCAUGAACAUUGCCCGUGCCCUCAAGUUUUUUCUGGAGAGGUGAUGGGGGAAACCGCCCUGCCCUGGGGAGCCUCUCGCCUGAAUGUACAAUGGACCUCCACCAGUGGGGAGAAGUGGGGGGGUGGAGGGGUUGCAGCUGUGGGGCUAGGCACAGGGGAAGCUGCGAGGAGAGACCCUGCGGGUGAGGGUGGGGAUCCCCCCCUGGCAGAGAAAUACUUGGAGAAGCUCACCAAAGCUUGCCUGGGCACCCUCAGGGGUGUGCACUUUCCUCCUCUGCGAUGCCAUGUAGCAGUUUGCCCAUUUCACUCAUCCAACAGCUGCCGCCGACACAACAUACGGACACUUCACUUGCAGAGCAUCGCUUUCCAAGCUAUAUAUAAGUGUGUGCGUUCCGAGUGUGCGAAUCUGCUUACAUGCACUCGCCCUUCAGUGCUCCAUCGGCGUUGCAGCUUGCUUCAUCACCUUCGCUGCCUCGAAUGGAUGGCGUCAGCUGUCCAGCAGCUCAUGCCUGCAUGUAUAUAUAGAGAAGAUAGAUAUCUAUAUUUCAUCCUCCAUGCUGCUGAUUGUUCUUACUUUGCAGCUGUUUGCACAUCAGUUCAUCUAACCAUGUAACAGCUUGCCCUGUGCAUCUUCACAGUACCAGGGUUGUUAUGUACUCUGCCUUUUAUAUAAAAAAAGAACCUCUGAGAAAAGUAAA
Molecule: messenger RNA, 6691 nt
Organism: Podarcis raffonei (Aeolian wall lizard)
Lineage: Eukaryota; Metazoa; Chordata; Lepidosauria; Squamata; Lacertidae
Gene: SHANK1
Product: SH3 and multiple ankyrin repeat domains 1
Exons: 24
Coding region: 461-6037 (1858 amino acids)
Cellular component (GO): dendritic spine; postsynaptic membrane; postsynaptic density
Molecular function (GO): synaptic receptor adaptor activity; ionotropic glutamate receptor binding
Source: RefSeq, a predicted model, not a curated record